This is a messenger RNA of Esox lucius (northern pike), 4327 nucleotides long. It is a transcript of the gene tapt1a, whose product is annotated as transmembrane anterior posterior transformation 1a. Gene Ontology annotation, biological process: positive regulation of cilium assembly; maintenance of protein localization in endoplasmic reticulum. Lineage: Eukaryota; Metazoa; Chordata; Actinopteri; Esociformes; Esocidae. Gene Ontology annotation, cellular component: ciliary basal body; endoplasmic reticulum membrane. The record is from RefSeq and is a predicted model, not a curated record. The transcript is spliced from 15 exons. The coding region runs from base 51 to 1883 and encodes 610 amino acids.
CACCAACCACAACGAGAGAUUGUGAUGACGUUGCGUUAGUAGGUCAGUGAAUGUUUCUAUUAGGAAUAGUGAAGAUGGCGGACUUGUUGGGGACUGGGCCGUCAGAUCAAGAAGAAACUGAAAAUGAGGACAAAAAGAAAGGGAAACGAUCAUGGGAUGACACAUCAAGAUCGGGAAAAAUCAGUAGAACCACAGACCUGCCAGAAACAUUGGGCUUUUACGAUAUAAAUGCAAUCAGACGGGAGCAACGUGAACGUGAGAACUCAGAUCCGUCUCUGGCACGGUUCAUGUGCGCCGAGUUGACCCGGGGCUACUUCCUGGAGCACAACGAAGCAAAGUACACCGAGCGCAGGGAGCGAGUGUACACAUGCAUGCGCAUUCCCAGAGAACUAGAAAAGUUGAUGGUCUUCGGGCUCUUCCUGUGUCUGGAUGCCUUCCUCUACGUCUUCACGCUGCUGCCCUUGCGGGUCCUGUUAGCCCUGCUGCGCUUGCUAACACUGCCUUGCUGCGGCCUCAGGGCAAACGUAUGCCCCUACUGCAAUCGGAGCAGUGGCUCGCGUCUCCUGCAGCCGGCCCAGGUGUGUGACAUCUUGAAGGGGCUGAUCAUGGUGCUCUGUUACUCCAUGAUGCACUACGUCGACUACAGCAUGAUGUAUCACCUGAUCCGGGCACAGUCGGUUAUCAAGCUCUAUAUCAUCUACAACAUGCUGGAGGUUGCUGACAGGCUGUUCUCCUCAUUUGGCCAGGACAUCCUGGACGCUCUUUACUGGACGGCCACUGAGCCCAAAGAGAGGAAGCGGGACAGCUUAGGGGUCAUCCCCCAUUUCAUCAUGGCAGUCUUGUAUGUCUUCCUGCAUGCCAUUCUCAUCAUGGUCCAGGCGUCCACACUCAACGUGGCCUUCAACUCCCACAACAAGUCCCUGCUCACAAUCAUGAUGUCCAACAACUUUGUGGAGAUCAAAGGCAGUGUGUUCAAGAAGUUUGAAAAGAACAACCUCUUUCAGAUGUCCAACAGUGAUAUCAAGGAACGCUUCACCAACUACGUACUCCUGCUCAUCGUCUGCCUCAGGAACAUGGAGCAGUUCUCAUGGAACCCAGAUCACCUCUGGGUGUUGCUGCCCGACGUCUUGAUGGUGAUCACCUCUGAGGUCGCAGUGGAUGUCAUCAAACACGCCUUCAUCACCAAGUUCAACGAGAUCACGGCCAAUGUGUACAGUGAAUACAGAGCAAGCCUGGCCUUCGAUCUUGUCAGCAGUCGGCAGAAAAACGCAUGCACUGACUACAGCGAUUCCGUCGCCAGAAGAAUGGGCUUCAUUCCUCUUCCUCUUGCAGUCCUGCUAAUCCGAGUGGUGAUGAGCUCAGUGAAGGUUGAGGGGGCCCUCUCCUAUUCCUGCGUCUUUCUUUUCUACUUGGGACUGGUGACCCUUAAGGUGCUGAACAGUAUCGUGCUGCUGGGGACAUCCUGUGUGUACGUGAAGCAAGCCAACAUGGAGGACAAGCUGUUUGAGAAGCCCCCCACACCCGGCCCUGGGAAGACUCCCAGUAAAACCAAGAAGACAUCCAGAUGUGCUGCCCCUUCAGGUGAUCUGUGGUCCCAGCAUUCCUCUCCUACUCCUUCCGGCACCUCCUCCAUCACCAGCCAGCCUACCCCCGCCCCUGCCCCCCAGGCUGAGACUGCAGCACCUCCACCCGACCCUUCCUCCCCAGUCCCUGGUUCUACCAGCCCGGAGCCAGACCAGGACAACCACGCCCCGUUGCCCCCUGACACCCCGGAGCAGAAAGAGGGUGACGGGAUCGAAGGCACCGAGCUGAAACACAGGAACACUAAAAAAGACUUGCUGGACGUCGAUCGAUUCACGAUAUGCGGAAACCGGAUCGAUUGACCCGCUGACCACGCCCAACAGCGAUAGUCACUCAGGAUAGGCGGUUAGCCAGACGCGUCUCAGCACUCCGGCUCUCUAAGCCAAAGCCAGCGGAAGCAGAGUAUAUUUAUUAUGUUAGACAUACAGUAAGUUAUUGACCUACAGUAAGUUAAUGCAAACUCUGCGACAGGCUUUUUAAUGGAAUUCGACCUGCUGUGUUUCUGGCCCUGGGGUUUGAGACUCGACAGCGAGAACUUCAGAGUACCGCAGAAAUAGUUGUUUCCAUGGCAACCCAGCCGUGUGCCUGUCUGUACAAGAAGUGAGCGAGCGUGUGUGUGUGCGUGUGCGUGUGUGUGUGGGCGCUCGCACACAAAUGUGGAACAUGACAAAUGGCAGCCUUUUUUCAGAUACUCAUCCAGCAAAAGAAGAACAAAGUGAUCUGUCAAUGUUAUGCUAUUUAUUAAAUAAAAAUUACUGAAAACGAUAAACUUUACUAAUUAAACAGUUUUACUAGAUUUUCUUAGAAUUUACUAGUAUAAAAUAUCACGUUUGAUACAAGCUCCAUUGACUUUAAAGACCAUCUUCACGUUGACACUUUUUUAACAACUUUCUUUAACCUCCGGAGUUGCGCUAACUCUUAAACUGCAUUGCAAAGGUGCGCCAUUACACCCUGGUUAAGCUCCAUCUCAUGUCUCAGUUGGCUGUGACCAGGAGUACCACUGGGUGUCAAACAGUUGCUAUUCCACAGUCUGGGUUAGGGGAGGAAGGAGCUGGCAGGGUAAUCCUUGUCUAACCUCACUGUAGUGACUCCUUGUGGUGGCCCAGUUGACUGCCAUCUGACUGAGGUCAUGUCACUGUUGAGCAGGGAGCCAGGUAUCUCACAGAAAUAUACAUCUGAAACAUCAGGUUGUCAUUCCACUCCCCUGUGGGAGAAGUCCAGUGGCCUGUUAUUAGAAGCCUAUCCAGCAAGAGGGAACUGCAUUGACAUUUUAUCAUUAAUUGAACAUCUGAUCUCAGUACAGUUAUCUCUUCCAAAACGUAGGUUAUGUCACGAGCAGAGUGGAAUUAAGCUAAUUUACACUUAAUUAUUUGCCAAAGUUUUUAAACAAAUGUAGAACACAUAGGAGAACAGUGGUAAUGAAGCUAUAACACGCCAAUAUUGUCCAGUGGGAUUUCGCUAGAUUGAGCUGGGCUCUGCCUAGCUUAUUUUCUUAGGUUCUGCCAACUCGGCUUAAUUUGCAAUUACAUUUAAGCUGUUUAGCAGACGCUGUUAGAGUGACUUGCAAUAGUGGAGUGCAAACAUUUCCAUGAUACCCACGGGUAUCAAACCCACAACGCUGGUGUUAAGGGCCAUGCUCGUUUCAAGUCAGCUACACUACACUUUCACUAAUCUACCAUUGGAAACGACAACGUGUGUGCAGUCUGGAUUUAGUCCAACAGAGAUUGUUUGCAAUAUAUAGUAACUGUUACCGUAUUUAAUUUGCAAUCCCUUUUGACUUCGUAGAAGUUCGUGAUAGCAUUUUAUGAAGGCAAGAAUCCAUAGUUUGCGCUAUUCCUUGGUGGCAAAUGUUCGGUGGAUUUUUGUCAUGAAUGUUUACACGAAUCUACCCAUUUUGUCUUAAAUACAACGAACAGGAUUUGUAAAAAAAAAAAAAAAUCUUGGACAUUCGUGCACUUGUUUACGUUUACUUCGCCAGCAUUUCGGAAGCAGUAUAAUCCAAACAGUGCGUAUAUGUUUGCCCAUGCUUUUAAAUUCGGGUUGUACCAUGCCUUAAAUGAAGUUCUUUGCUUUGUUUUACCUUUGAUGUUACAGUUCUUUACGAGUAAACAGGCGUGUAUUACUUUGGCUAUGGACCACCAGAGACCAAAAUCUAUAUUAAAGGCUUGAUUUUCAUUUGUUUUUAACACAUUACUGUGUAGUAAGUGGGAAAUUAAAAAUGUGUAAAUAAUAGGACGUUUUUGCGAUACUUCAACAUCUUGCCAUAAUGUUGCAGCUGUUGUUCUUCAAUCUAGUCUGUGUUUGGAAAUAUGAACCACGGAACCAUAGAGUAGAAUUAUCCUACAGGAAAUGGAACGUCAACCGUCUUGCUAUGUUGUCUUUAGGCAGGAGCUUUACAUUACACGUCGUUAUUCCACAAUUAUUAAGUAUAUGAUUAGCGUGAGCACAAGCAGCUAUACUAUUCUGUUUUCCAUGGAAAGACUGGGUUCUUACUGCACUAAGGAAACGGGCUGGCAUCAACUUUUCAAAUUCGUACACAACCCUAAUGGCCCCAAUUUAAAACCAAAUAGACUCUAACCCUGUUACAGACUUACUGUUUGAUGAUAAUGGCAUAGCUGUGUUUCCACGGGUACAGGUCUUUGGUGUAUUGUAAAACCAGUGGUCUUCAACUAGUGGGGCACGACCCAAUGUAUCUUUCGGGAGGUUUUGAAUGGGUAUUGGAGUUGAAUAAAUUAUAAUUAAUGAA